Molecule: messenger RNA, 2543 nt
Organism: Frankliniella occidentalis (western flower thrips)
Lineage: Eukaryota; Metazoa; Arthropoda; Insecta; Thysanoptera; Thripidae
Product: CD63 antigen
Exons: 5
Coding region: 195-899 (234 amino acids)
Cellular component (GO): membrane
Source: RefSeq, a predicted model, not a curated record
UCCGCCUGCCUGCCGCUGCCUGUCCUCAGUCUCGACGCGGAGUGCUUCACCUCGGCACGAGCAGACGACGCUUGUUUCUCAAUCGCUUUGUUUUCGUGCAAAUCAGUGUUGUUUUGGUUGCGAGGAGCACCUUCUCGCUGUGCAAGUGGAAGUGUUUCUUCUUCUCCUGGGAUUGACUUAACGCAGCCGUCAAAAUGGUGUCUUGCGGCAUGUCUUGUAUAAAGUACCUCCUGUUUGUUUUCAACUUGUUAUUUGCCAUCUCUGGCAUAACUAUCUUGGCUGUGGGGGCAACCAUCCUUGCUUCCCAAAAUAAUCUGCAGCUGAUAACUGAAAACUAUUGGUCUGGAGCAAUUGUGCUAAUUGCUGUUGGCUUCAUAGUUUUCCUUAUCUCUUUCCUGGGCUGCUGUGGAGCCAUCCGUAACAGCAAUGUUAUGGUGAUGUCGUUUGCAAUUCUUCUGAUCAUCAUCUUUGUUCUGGAACUCACUGCUGCGGUUGCUGCUUACGUGCUGAGAGCUGAUGUUCAUGACAUGGUUCAGAAUGGCUUAAACAAAACUAUUUUAAGCUACAACAACAAUACUCAAUUCAAAGAAGGCUGGAAUAUCUUGCAACAUGAUUUUGAGUGCUGUGGUGUGAAUGGACCUGAAGACUGGAAGAAUGUGUUCAAAAAUACCACUUUGCCUGAUGUCUGCUGUCCUGAUAAGGAUGUGAAAGAGUCUUGUACUAUGGGAACCACACAGCACUAUACGGAAGGAUGUCUGAAGAAGUUUGAAAACACCAUUCAGAACAAAGCCCUGCUGGCUGGAGGCAUUGCCCUUGCUGUUUGUUUCAUCCAGAUAAUUGGUGUGAUCUUGGCGUGUUGCUUGGGAAAAGCUCUUCGAAAGGAUUAUGAAACUGUUUAAAGUGUUUUUGAGGACAGUGUCUACAUCCGCUAAUAAGUGUACUGUGUCAUCAGAAUCCUUGUGUGGGCCUCUAGUCUUAUACUCCACACUGAAAACAAGCCUGAUGGUGUCAAACUUAACUUUGUUUUAUCUAUUUUUUCAUCACAAUUUCGUACUUGCUGUUUAAAAUAUAUUUUCAGUACUUACAUUCUGAGGCAUCAGUGUAUCUUUAGCCUCCCAGUUCAACUGAAAUCCUAAUUAUUUAAUGUUUAGAAACACAUUCAGAACUGUGUUCCACUUUAGAUAUGCAUUUAUUCUGUGGAUUGUGAUGUAAUUUGGCAUCACAAAACCAUGGAUAAUUAAGGUUUCAAUUUUAAAAUCUAUCCCUAUCAUGACAUGUAUACUUACUUCAAUUUUUAUUGUACUGAUAAAAAUUCACAGGGAUGGUUUUUGGAAGGGUGAUGGUAUUAUUGUUGUGGUUUAUCAACUGAUGACUGUUUUGUAGGAAUUUUAAUCAUGUUCCUGCCAUAACUGAUAUGAUUAAAAUGUGACUUGAUUACAAAUCAAUUUUGCAUCUUGGUGCAAGUAAUACUUUGCAUUCCCUAUGCCCUCUAUUUUGUAUAUAGCUCUAAUGGCUUUUUUUCUUUGUUUGUCAGCCCUCUCCAGAAUGCUGUUUGUGUUAUCAGUUUCAAUUGUAAUAGAAAUUUUUUAUACAGAACUUGCAAAAAAAUUCUGGUCAGGAUUGACAAACAUCGUUGUAAUUCCUUAACUUGUAAUUUUCAAUUAGUAUAUGUUAAUGGAUAUGUAUGAGUAAUCAUACUUAGUUACCCCUUUCAUAAUUUUACUACUAAAAGAAAAUAUUUUUGUGCAGCUUUUGUAAGCUUUUCUGUGUAAAGAAAACAAUGUCUUAGUUGAGUUUUCAAUGAUUUCUUGGUGUUACUUCUGUUUGUGACUUCUAGCUAUUCAUCCUCCUGACCCGUCGUCUGAACAGAGACAGUGCCAAACAUUUUUUUCCUUCUCUGGUAUGCCUCAAUUUUAGAAACAGUUCUCUAAUUUCAAAGUACCUCAAAGUUUUCAGAAAAUCAUGAUUGAAGAAUGAUACAUAUGUGUUUUUAACAAAAACGUCCCUUUAAAUUUCCCUUAGUACAAAGGAUGUUUUGACUCACCCCCUUAUCAUAGCUUAAUUAAUUCCCUUUCAUUGAGAUUUUAAAAUUAAUUGCAUGUAUAAAUGCACAUUAUAGGAAUUUGUCUGAGCACUUUGUCAAUACUUUCCAUUGUUCAGUUACAUUAAGCUGCACAAAACAAAAAUAAGAUGCAAGAAUAUGGUGUACUUAUCACAAUUUUCUCAUUUAUUUGGUUUGAUGUUUCUGCUAGAUAACAUUUUCUGUCCAACUGAAAGCACAAUAGCCUCAGCGUUGUCACUUAUCAUUUGGGAGCGCAGUGCUUAAAUGUUCUAUGUAUAGAACCAUCAGAAGACUAUUUGCUCCCUGACUGGUUUGCAAGGCAAACUUCAUCCUGUAGUGUGUUGUCUCGUUUGAGCCAAAGACUUUGAUAUUUACUCACUUGUGUACUAUUGUGAUUGCGCUACCUGAUCUCCCUUCUCUUUGUUUUCUUCUAUUGUUUUGAAUUUGUGAUUGUGUUUCAAUAAAACGUCUAGAACCUCUA